Molecule: messenger RNA, 6795 nt
Organism: Acipenser ruthenus (sterlet)
Lineage: Eukaryota; Metazoa; Chordata; Actinopteri; Acipenseriformes; Acipenseridae
Product: cyclin-G-associated kinase-like
Exons: 28
Coding region: 383-4405 (1340 amino acids)
Biological process (GO): protein phosphorylation; regulation of clathrin-dependent endocytosis; positive regulation of Notch signaling pathway
Cellular component (GO): cytoplasm
Molecular function (GO): protein serine/threonine kinase activity; AP-2 adaptor complex binding; ATP binding
Source: RefSeq, a predicted model, not a curated record
UGCGCCUAAACGUGUAGUUUUUACGUUACUUUCUACAAAAAAACCCUCACUUUCUACAGUUCUCUGGCAACAUGUAGCCGAGUAUCCCCGCGGCUCAAGGGUUGAGCAUGACGUCACGUGAUGCGUCAGAUCCUCACGGAAGUGUAAUGAAGAUAGUAACUGUUCUCGGCUAAGCAGAACAUUAGGAAGAAGAGUGGGUGAGAGAGAGAGAAAAUAAAAAGAAAAAAGAAACAGACAAACAGAGAAACAAUGAAACAAUAACAAUUAAGGCGACGGGCAAAGCAAUACUGCAGUUUUGAAACCGAUCCUUUGGAAUACAUUACACGCAUUUUUUGUCAAAGCAACAACAAUCCGUUCUCCCCGAGGGGGACGCCGGACGAUUAUGUCCUUGUUCCAGUCGGCACUUGAUUUCCUGGCGGGGCCCGGCUCUGCUGGAGCCGCAAGCCGAGACCAGAAUGAUUUUGUUGGGCAGACUGUGGAGAUGGGCGACAUGAAGCUCCGGAUCAAGCGGGUGAUCGCAGAAGGUGGAUUUGCCUUUGUGUAUGAAGCCCAGGAUAUUGGAAGUAGUAAAGACUAUGCUCUUAAGCGGCUGCUUUCAAACGAUGAGGAGAAGAGCAAGGCGAUUAUUCAAGAGGUCUGCUUUAUGAAAAAGCUCUCGGGCCACCCUAAUAUUGUUCAGUUCUGCUCAGCGGCAUCAAUAGGAAAAGAAGAAUCUGACACGAGACAAGCAGAAUUCCUCAUUCUCACUGAACUCUGUAAAGGUCAGUUAGUCGACUUUAUCAAGAAAGUGGAAUUGAAAGGCCCUAUGUCAUGUGAUACAGUGUUAAAGGUCUUUUACCAGAGCUGUCGAGCGGUACAGCACAUGCACAAACAGAAACCACCUAUUAUUCACAGAGACCUCAAGAUCGAGAAUCUACUGAUCAGUCACCAGGGCACAAUCAAACUGUGUGAUUUUGGCAGCUCAACAACCAUAGCGCACUAUCCAGAUUACAGUUGGUCUGUACAGAAGAGAUCAAUGGUGGAAGAUGAGAUCACCAGAAAUACUACACCAGCAUACAGGACACCGGAAAUGAUAGAUCUGUACUCUAGCUAUCCUAUUAAUGAAAUGCAAGAUAUCUGGGCCCUGGGCUGUAUUUUACACCUGCUAUGCUUCAAGCAGCAUCCAUUUGAAGAAGGAGCUAAACUUCAAAUAGUGAAUGGGAAAUAUUCAAUUCCACAGAAUGACACCAGAUACACAGUCUUUCAUGAUCUCAUACGUUCCAUGUUAAAGGUUAAUCCUGAGGAGAGACUGUCAAUCACAGAAAUCGUAAAUCAACUGCAGGAGAUCUCAGCCGCCCGCAACUUGAACCCCAGGUCCCCCAUCACAGAGCUCCUGGAACAGAACGGUGGCUAUGGGAACAGUGCGACCCCCAGGACAUCCAUAAGUUCACCCCCUCAAGCGUCCAAGCCAGAAGCUCAACUCAACAACAUGCAGAAUGCAGGGGUUGUUGCGACCGACAGCGGUCUCUUUGACAUCCUUAAAGGAGGCACAGAGAGAUUUCUGACCAACAUCAAGGAUACCUCCUCCAAAGUCAUUCAGUCAGUGGCCAACUAUGCAAAGGGAGAUCUGGACCUGUCGUAUAUCACUUCAAGAAUAGCAGUGAUGCCAUUUCCUGCAGAGGGGGUGGAAUCUGCAAUUAAAAACAACAUUGAGGAUGUGAGGCUGUUCCUGGACUCGCGCCAUGCAGGCCAUUAUGCUGUUUACAAUCUGUCUCAACGAACAUACAGGCCCUCAAGGUUUCACAACAGGGUUUCGGAAUGUGGCUGGCAAACAAGAAGGGCACCCAACCUAAAAAACUUGUACAGCAUUUGCAAGAACAUGCACCUGUGGCUCAAGCAAGACCAGAAGAAUAUUUGUAUUGUUCAUUGCCUUGAUGGCAGGGCUGCCUCUGCAGUGGCUGUCUGUUCAUUCCUCUGUUUCUGCCGCCUCUUCACCACUGCAGAGGCUGCAGUCUACAUGUUCAGCAUGAAGCGUUGUCCCCCAGGCAUCUGGCCUUCUCACAAAAGGUAUAUAGAAUACAUGUGUGACAUGAUGGCAGACGAGCCCAUCAUCCCUCACAGCAAACCCAUACUAAUCCAGUCCAUCGUCAUGACACCGGUGCCCCUGUUUAAUAAACAGCGCAGUGGCUGCAGGCCUUUCUGUGAGGUGUAUGUCGGAGAUGACCGAGUGGCAACCACCUCCCAAGAAUAUGACAAAAUGAGGGAUUUUAAAUUGGAAGAUGGGAAGGCUGAGAUUCCCCUGGGGAUCACUGUUCAAGGAGACGUCCUUAUUGUCAUUUAUCAUGCCAGGUCAACCUUGGGAGGGAGACUACAAGCUAAGAUGGCUUCAAUGAAGAUGUUCCAGAUCCAGUUCCACACAGGCUUUGUGCCCAGAAAUGCCACUACAGUCAAAUUUGCAAAAUACGACCUGGACGCCUGUGAUAUCCAGGAGAAAUACCCAGACCUGUUCCAAGUCAACCUGGAAGUGGAGGUGGAGCCCAGGGACCGGCCCAGUACCACGACUUCCCCCUGGGAGAGCUUUCCCACCAAGGGACUCAACCCCAAGAUCCUCUUCUCCAGUCGGGAGGAGCAGCAAGAAAUCCUGAACAAAUUUGGUAAACCUGAACUCUCCAGGCAGCCUGGCUCCACAGCUUUUUACAACGCAGGCACGCCACCCUCUGAGCAACCCCAGGACGGUUCAACUACAGAGACAGAGUCUCCACAAAGCACUGACACUAACGCAAAUAAUUUCUUCCAGACAUUGGAUUGGGAUGAGGAAAGAGAGACUGACGAUGUUCCUGACGGACAGUUUGCCCAAGAGAAACGCCCAGGCUUGAUGGAGGACCAGGAUGACUUCAGCGACCCCUCUGAUGACGAAUUUGCCUCCGUUGACAAAAGGGACGCUGCUGCCCCUCAGGACAACACAGAGCCUGUCUUUGAGGCUGAUUUCACCCAGCUUCCCCAAGAGACCCCUCUCGAGGACAGCGUGGACCUGCUGGGGCUGAACUCAAAUGACCAGCCCAAAGCAGACCACAGUCCUUCCCCUGCCGCUGGAGGAAUGAAGACCUCUUCUAGCAAUGCUGACCUUCUCAAUGACCUCUUUGCAUCCGUCGGCAGUGCCACGCCACCAACUCUGCAGGACAGUACAGAGGACCUAAUUGGAGGAGGAGGUGGAAUAGAAGAUGAUUUCUUCUUCAGUGCACCACCAGCCAGCACACGGGGACCUCCACCAGGAACCACUGUGCCACCAGCAUCCUCAAGUGAUGGAGACACCUUCGACCUGUUGGGAAUCAGCUCCUCGGCUUCUGUGUCUGAGUCCUCAGCUUCUGCAGCCCAGCAGUCCGGAACUCAUGUCUUUGGAGAUCUCCUGAGUCCUGAUGGCACCUCCAGCUCCAUGUCCUCAAACCCCACCCCUCCCCCAUCUUCCAGCUCCGGUUUCUUUAACCUCAGUAAUUUGUCUUCAGAUUCAUCUAAGAUGGCCUCUUCUGCCAGUCAGCCCGACCUGCUUGGUGGCUGGGAUACAUGGGCUUCAACUCCUAACACCAGCAACACCAUUCCACCUCAGAUCAACAAGCCUGCAUUUGCAGCCCCUGCCGUUAGUACGAGUGCUGCUACUUACGGUGUGUCCUCCAACUCUUCAUUCACUCAGUCCAAGUCACAGAGCUUCGACCCAUUCGCUGACCUCGGGAACCUUGGUGCCACUUUGUCAGGUUCUUCUAGUGGUGGAUUUUCAGCACCUGGUUUCAGUCAGAAGCAUGCCCAGGGGCCCAUGGGUGGCGGUCAGUGGCAGUCAAGCAGGCCCCAGAGUACCAGCAUGCCUUGGCAGCAACAGACCCCACCAAUGCCACGGCAACCCAAACCAGCACCAGCACCAGCAACACAGGCCAAGCCCAACUACAAUCUGAACUUCAGUGUGAUUGGGGGUCGAGAGGAGAGGGGCAUCCGAGGACCUGGGUUUGGACGGAAAACUAAAGUAAAGGAGAAUGAUUUUGAAGACCUGCUGUCCAAACAGGGCUUCACUUCGACACAGGAUCGAAAGGGACCGAGGACCAUUGCCGAGAUGAGGAAGCAGGAGCUUUCCAGAGACAUGGACCCCCUCAAACUUCAGAUCCUGGAUUGGAUUGAAGGAAAGGAGAGGAACAUCCGAGCCCUCUUGUCCACUCUGCAAACUGUGCUGUGGGAAGGAGAGAACAAGUGGAAACCAGUUGGAAUGGCUGACUUGCUGACCCCAGAUCAAGUGAAAAAGUAUUACAGGAAGGCAGUGUUGAUAGUCCAUCCGGACAAGACUACCGGACAGCCUUAUGAACAGUAUGCCAAAAUGAUCUUCAUUGAGCUGAGUGACGCUUGGUCGGAGUUUGAAAACCAGGGCUCAAAAGCACUGUUUUGAGGAUAAAAAAAAAAAAAAAAACUUGAUUCAGGAUGGUUCAGUGGAAUCUGUGUGUCACGAGUGUCCCUGUUUUAUGUUCAUAAGACAAUCACUGUAAACAACAAAAAAGAUCACUUAAACAUUUGGCUAGCCACAUGAAUGUUCUAUCUAGAAAUAGUGCUAUAUAUAGUUUUAAUGAAAUUGCGGUAUUUAAGAUAACCAGCAGAAAUAUCACACCUGCAUUUUGUUACAUUUGUAUUGGAUAAGGUGUCAUAAAAUGUUAAGAUUAUUUGAAUGUAUAAGGACUUUUACUAAACUUAAAAAAAAAAAAAAAAAAAAAAAAAAUUUGUAAAAUAUUCUGUAACCAGAUUAUAUUUGGCUUUGUGAAGAUGACCACGACACAUUUAGAGAUUGCAAGAGUGUGUGUGUUUUUUUGUUUUUUUUCCAGAUGUCUUUGUAAUAGUUCACUAUCACCACUGAAUAAUGUAAAUAAUACACUCAAAGUUUCUGUUAGAAUAAGAUAGCAACAGAGCCACAUGUUCAGUCAGCGGUGAUGAUGGGAAUUAUGACAUAUCAUGCCUUUUCAGUUUUUAAGACAUGCAAUUAGAUUUUGCAUUAUUUUAUACUCUCUAUGAAUGUGGCAGGGAGCCACAGAUACAGUAGUAUCAUUCCUUUAAAUUUUGCAAAACUAUUGCUAUGCUUUAAUGACCUUUAUUGUACUCCCAUGUAAUUUAUUUAUUUUCCCCCUUAACUAGUGGACCAAUCAGACUUACUUAUGUUUUUUAUAAAUUGUGCAAAGAUUUUUUGGAGACAGGUUUAUUGAAAUGAAUGUCUGUAUGUAAAAAAGCACACCUCAGUACCAUUUUAAGAGCAUCAAUCAUUCCAAGGCAGUCUAUUGCUCUUGCGAGGCAUGUGUGUUCUUUGCAGCUGUACAGCUGUUGGAAGAUAAGAUGGUCAAGAUUGGUAAACUGGGAAUAGACAGCUAUUCAUAAAAUGAGUUUUUGGUCUGGCUUCUGAGUUUUGAAAAUUUACCAGAUGGUAUUUACCUGCUUCCAAUAAGAUCCCACAUGACUCAUUUUAUUUAAUUUAAAAAAGACUUCUAAUCUGGGGGCGGAUCCUCUUUGUUGGUAUAGUCUUGUUUAUAGACAACAAAGUUAUAAUCUUACCAAAAAUGUCUAUGAAUGUCAGUUUAAGUAAAUAAAUAAACAGUAGAUGUGUAAAAAUGUUCACCACCGUGCUUGUUCAAAAACGACUUUGGAAAUGUUAGGUACCGGGCAGUUUUGAAAGUACCACACAUUUUCAACGUUCUGCAUUAACUUAUUUCUGCAUGUUGCUGGUGUCGGUGCACUUAAUGUGUGUGAUUUAGUGAACAAUGAAAUGUGUGCAAUGAAAAACCUAUUGAAGUACAGAACAUUAUUAUAGUAUUUGGAAUCAAGUAUACUCUCAUUAACUGUAUGAACUAAAAAGUGGUGCCAGGUGAAAAAAGACCAAAUCCUUUGGAAACCCAUUUUUUUUAUUUUAAACAUUGGCUGCCUCCAUACACGGGCAGUAGUGUGGAGUCACGGGCAGCAGUGUGGAGUAGUGGUUAGGUCUCUGGACUCUUGACCGGAGGGUCGUGGGUUCAAUCCCAGGUGGGGGACACUGCUGCUGUACCCUUGAGUAAGGUACUUUACCUAGAUUGCUCCAGUAAAAAACCCAACUGUAUAAAUGGGUAAUUGUAUGUAAAAAUAAUGUGAUAUCUUGUAACAAUUGUAAGUCGCCCUGGAUAAGGGCGUCUGCUAAGAAAUAAAUAACAAUAAUAAUAAUAAUACAUGAUCUUAAAGCUGACAUUUACUUAUCUUUAACCUUAAUAGUUAAGACUGGAAGCCUAUAUUCUUCUCCCAUGCAAUACCAGUAAGUUGCUGUAGGUAAAAAAGGCUUUGUAGAAUGUAACCAAAAAAAAAAGGCACUACAAGGUUCCCGGGUGGCGCAUCUGGUAAAGGCGCUGCGUGGAGUGCAGGAUGCGCCCUAUAGCCUGGAGGUCGCCGGUUGGAGUCCGGGCUAUUCCACUGCCAACUGUGGAUGGGAGUUCCCAGGGGGCGGCGCACAAUUGGCUGAGUGCCGCCCUGGGGGAGGGCUUAGGUCGGCCAGGGUGUCCUCUGCUCACCGUGCACCAGCGACCCCUGUAAACUGACUGGGCACCUGCGGGCUUGCCUGUAAGCUGCCCAGACCUGCGUUGUCCUCCGACGCUGUAGCUCUGGGUUGGCUGACGGCACAGCGUGUGUUCAUCUUCGCCCGAGUCAACGCAGGGGUGGUAGUGGUGAGCUGAGCCUAAAAUACAAUUGGAUAUUUCAAACUGUGAGAAAAAACGGUAAAAUCAGCUGGCGAUUUACUAAAUUAAAAAAAAAAAAAAAAAAAAAAAAAAAACACCA